Messenger RNA from Trachymyrmex cornetzi, 521 nucleotides. RefSeq lists its product as uncharacterized. The transcript has 3 exons. Lineage: Eukaryota; Metazoa; Arthropoda; Insecta; Hymenoptera; Formicidae. Bases 1 to 465 code for a protein of 154 amino acids. The record is from RefSeq and is a predicted model, not a curated record.
AUGACGAAAGUGGAGGGUUGGAAUGCUACUGGUUUAGUGUCAUUAACAUUAAUUAUCGUCGUUAUUAUAAAGCUCUUCGGUAUCGCCAUUGCGUACUCUGAUCUGGUGGACAUGAGCGGUGACUGGUCGUAUUUAAUAGAAUUUGGUUUUGGCGUUAUAUUAAUCGCCAUUGUAGUCGGAAUAGAGUUGCUCGUAAUUAUGCGCACGCUGCAUACAGUGGCUGUUAUCGCUGCUGUAUUCGGUACAUUCCUCAGCUCGGUAUCACUGAUGGAUCUUCAUCAGAAUAUGAGCGUCAACUCUUGGUGGUGGGAGAAAAAGCUGAUCAACGGAUGCAUGUACCAAGUGUUUAGGCAAUACACACUGUUAUGGUGUCUACGAAUCGAGGAGAAACCACGCGUAAUAACGAUAUUCGAUAGCGCGCCUAACGAGCAAGAGCUCGACGUGACUAUAUCAAAUAGCCAAUGAAGUCUAAUACUUAUCCUUUUAAUGUUGCAUUAACUCUUUCUAUAAAUAUAACAUUC